This is a messenger RNA of Lymnaea stagnalis (great pond snail), 7869 nucleotides long. Lineage: Eukaryota; Metazoa; Mollusca; Gastropoda; Lymnaeidae. The record is from the annotation of a GenBank genome assembly.
CUGAACUGUCAGGGGAAAUGUAAAGGUGAAGUCAAAAGCAAGAUUCGAUCUGAGGUAAUACAUUUUAUAAGUGCUUACUAAUUAUCUAAUAGGGAGAGUAGGAAGACAAAAUAAUAGAAGAACAAAUUAGGCGACACAUCACCAGUUUUAAGGCGACAAAUCACCAAUUUUAAGGCGACACAUCACCAAUUCAAAGGCGACACAUCACCGACUCACACUUCUUAAUCUGAACUGUGAUUGGAAAUUUAUAGGUGAAGCCAAAGGCAAGAUUCGAUCUGAGGUAAUAAAUUACAUUUUUUUAUCCUUUUAUUAUCUAAUCGUGAAUGUAUGAACACAAACAUUAGAAAAAAACACUUACUGGUGUGUGCAUGACUUUGUCUUAAUAUUUUAUAUACCUUAAAUUAAAAGACAUCUUGGUAAAAAGGUAAUGUUAAUGUACGCGUGUUUAAACGCCUAGGGUCAUUUGGAAAGUAAAGACUCGAAAUAAAGUGUACACUCAUGGCUGUUUAUACUCAUCCCCAAAGAUAGUAGACCAUGACACCGUAACAUUAUAUUACAAUGAUGUAAAUAAAAACAACACGACUGUCAAAUGAAAUCUUUCAACAUUUGUGUGUUCUAUGAUAACAUAGAGUUUAUAGAGAUUAAUGCUUCAAUAUACGUUAAAUUAAACCUACCCAUAGUGUCUUUUAUAAAUAAAAAUGUAUGUCAUUAAAUACAUUAGGUUCUUCGUGUUGAUAUUUAAAAGCAAAAUGUUAUCUAAUGACAAGCUGGUAUUGCGUAAAAUUUUAAAUUACAUUAACGCAUUAAUUACCAAUGGAUUUCCUUAAUCUCUAUGACUCUCUAUCGUGUGUGUGUGCUUGUGUUACUCUCAUUGCUUUACGCCAUCUGUUUCAUCACAAAUAACAAUUCUUUAGAUCGGUGUGUAUAGCUGUACCGCUGUGAUCAAUUGGCGCGCUAAAUAAAUUUUACAGAAGUUAUCGCUAAUGGGGAUUCUAAUAAAGUGCCUUAUUUGAAUGCAUGUUUUGACAAGUAAACUUCGUAGUUUGGUGAGUUCACACAUGGCUGCCACCGUCAUGGUUUGUUGGUUUACUUUUAGUGUGAUCAUAAUUAUUGUGCUGUGAAUUUUUUCCUCAGGAGAACGAUCAGAGGGACACCACCAACCAUGUCAAAGGUGUAUCUGAUAAGUAAGUUUUAACGUCAUUCCAUACUUUGAGUUUAACAAUGUUUUAACCGAUAAGUACGUUUUAACGUCAUUCCAUACUUUGAGUUUAACAAUGUUUUAUCUGAUAAGUAAGUUUUAACGUCAUUCCAUACUUUGAGUUUAACAAUGUUUUAACCGAUAAGUACGUUUUAACGUCAUUCCAUACUUUGAGUUUAAAAAUGUUUUAACCGAUAAGUACGUUUUAACGUCAUUCCAUACUUUGAGUUUAACAAUGUUUUAUCUGAUAAGUACGUUUUAACGUCAAUCCAUACUUUGAGUUUAACAAUGUUUUAUCUGAUAAGUAAGUUUUAACGUCAUUCCAUACUUGAGUUUAAAAAUGUUUUAACCGAUAAGUACGUUUUAACGUCAUUCCAUACUUUGAGUUCAACAAUGUUUAAUCUGAUAAAUGAAGUUUUAACGUCAUUCCAUACUUUGAGUUUAAAAAUGUUUUAACCAAUAAUUACGUUUUAACGUCAUUCCAUACUUUGAGUUUAACAAUGUUUCAACUGAUAAGUAUGUUUUAACGUCGUUCCAUACUUUGAGUUUAACAAUGUUUUAACUGAUAAAGUAAGUUUUAACGUCAUUCCAUACUUUGAGUUUAACAAUGUUUUAUCUGAUAAAGUAAGUUUUAACGUCAUUCCAUACUUUGAGUUUAACAAUGUUUUAACUGAUAUGUACGUUUUAACGUCGUUCCAUACUUUGAGUUUAACAAUGUUUUAACUGAUAUGUACGUUUUAACGUCGUUCCUUACUUUGAGUUUAACAAUGUUUUAACUGAUAAGUACGUUUUAACGUCGUUCCAUACUUUGAGUUUAACAAUGUUUUAACUGAUAUGUACGUUUUAACGUCAUUCCAUACUUUGAGUUUAACAAUGUUUUAACUGAUAAGUACGUUUAACGUCGUUCCAUACUUUGAGUUUAACAAUGUUUUAACUGAUAUGUACGUUUUAACGUCGUUCCAUACUUUGAGUUUAACAAUGUUUUAACUGAUAAGUACGUUUUAACGUCGUUCCAUACUUUGAGUUUAAGAAUGUUUUAACGGAUAUGUACUUUUUAACGUCGUUCCAUACUUUGAGUUUAACAAUGUUUUAACUGAUAUGUACGUUUUAACGUCGUUCCAUACUUUGAGUUUAACAAUGUUUUAAUUGAUAAGUACCUUUUAACGUCGUUCCAUACUUUGAGUUUAACAAUGUUUUAACUGAUAUGUACGUUUUAACGUCGUUCCAUACUUUGAUUUUAACAAUGUUUUAACUGAUAUGUACGUUUUAACGUCGUUCCAUACUUUGAGUUUAACAAUGUUUUAACUGAUAAGUACGUUUUAACGUCGUUCCAUACUUUGAGUUUAACAAUGUUUUAACUGAUAUGUACGUUUUAACGUCGUUCCAUACUUUGAGUUUAACAAUGUUUUAACUGAUAUGUACGUUUUAACGUCGUUCCAUACUUUGAGUUUAACAAUGUUUUAACUGAUAUGUACGUUUUAACGUCAUUCCAUACUUUGAGUUUAACAAUGUUUUAUUGCCAAGAACGCUGAAUUGAAGUCUACACGCGUAUCCCUUGUUAAAAAUGUAUCUGAAUUUCAAAAUGGCUCAUAAUUUGCAAACGCGACAGACGAAAUCGAUCAUAAAUAAAGAAAAGGAAGAUGUGUUGUUUACCUAGAGUCCACUGUGCUCUUAACAAUGAUAUGCAAACAAUCAAGAAAUAUUGAACUUUCUUCUCUUUCCACAGUUGCCCUGGCAACAGCCACCCUUUUAGGUAGGUGACCCUAUGGCUGGCCUGUAGUUUGCAUUUGCUUGCAAUCCUGGCGUUAUAAAUGGGUACUUGUGUUCCCCUAUUCACAUUCUAUGAUCAUUUAAAAAAAAAAAAAUAGGCUCAACUCAUAGUCAAUUUUUUUUAAAACUUAAUUUCGUUGUCAAUGCGCUUUGAACAUUAACUUUAAUGAAAAAACAUAUGUUUGGAGUUACACAAAUGAUUGGGAUUAGAAAGAAUAGCAAUGGGAAGAAUAGGUCUUCGGUCAAUGCUCGAAAUGUGAGAAUGUCAAACAAUAUUUUAAUGAUUUUAAUAUAUAUAUAUAUAUAUAUAUAUAUAUAUAUAUAUAUAUAUAUAUAUAUAUAUAUAUAUACACAUACAUAGCAUCUCUUAUAUAUAGAAAGUUGUUUAAACAGAAUAUAAAAAAAAAUUAUAUAUAUAUAUAUAUAUAUAUAUAUAUAUAUAUAUAUAUAUAUAUAUAUAUAUAUAUACACAUACAUAGCAUCGCUGUUAUACCGAAAGUUGAUUAAACUGAUUAUACUAAAAAAUGAAAGAUCCCAAAUUAUUUUUGGGUUAUAUUACAACUUAUAAGAUAAUUGUAUCAGAGGCACAGCUGAUUACGGUAUCUGAGUUUAAAACAGUUUCAGUCUGCUCUACCCAUGCAUUUUUAAUACAGCAAUAUUUCAAUUUUUUUUGUCUAUUUCACAGGAACCGUCAGCUCUCAAGAUACAACAAGCCCGGCAGCGAAUGGAACGACAAUAGCUUCAACUACAGAUUGUUAGUUGGGGAACACCAUCAACAUCUUAGCGUUACACACACUACCGAGACUCCAGUCUGCAGAUACAGACGACACAUUUAAAUUACAUAGAAAUGGUCCUUUACUAACCUAUAUUUUUAAGACUGCCUGACUUUCUGAAAUCUUCCUAGUCAGCGAUACUCUUAUUCUUCCCUAUACAAAAUUAGCACAGUGUCAAAAAGAAAAAAAAAGGAAAAUAAUUAUAAGAGAAAAACGAAAAUAUAAUUUCAAAGCUAAGUCUCUAAAGUGAUUUUUUUUAAAAUGUAUAUGUCUUAAGCGUAUAUCCAGUUCUACGCCAACUAGUAGAUAUUGCUUAUACAAACAAAUUCAGAAAAGAAACGAUAAAUAAGGAGCUAGCUCCUUUCGUAGCGUGGACAGAUUCAUGACAACCGUGAAACUAAAUUACCCGAGUGGCAUUGUUUUCUACCAACAGUUCACAUAAAAAAUGCUUUCUCUAAUCCUCACAGACAUUUUAGUUCAUACACAUGUAUCAAUGUCCGGUAUUCUUUUUCGUAGUCCAUUUCUAACGCAAUUCUGUACUUUAGAUUGUUCCGGUUAUUUAUUAACUGGUUUCCUUAAUGAAAGCUGAGUUUGCUUAUCUCUAUUAAUGGAUAUCAUAUCAUCCAUUUUUUUUUUCUGUGCCUCGCGUACAGUGAGCUCCAAGCGUCAUAUCCAGCAACUGAUUGAGCCUCUGAUUGACGUCUGCGACGGUCAAUGCAAGUCUUACGGGGUUGGUGUCAUCGGCAAAGACACAAAGUCUGAAACAUGCAGGUCAGCACAUGAGAUUUUUAUUUCGUCCACAUACCCUUGUUUUUUAUUUAUUUUUUAUUUUUUUUAUUUUUUAUUUUUUUUUUGAAUGAAUUUAUUUGAUUGUAUCUCAACUCUUCAUUGUGCAGCAAUAACACACUAUACGUAUUUAAAACACGUAUUUUGUUGUGUGCUUGCUAAAACGUCUUUUGACCAAAGCCUCCUCUCCCUUGAUUGGACUCAAAAGUAAAUGUCCGCCUUUCAUUUGGCACCGAACAAUCCGAUUCCUUUAAUCACAGCAGCAGCAGUCUGCAGUAAUUAUACAUAAACUUAAUCACAGCAGCAGCAGUCUGCAGUAAUUAUACAUAAACUUAAUCACAGCAGCAGCAGUCUGCAGUAAUUAUACAUAAACUUAAUCACAGCAGCAGCAGUCUGCAGUAAUUAUACAUAAACAAAUAAAAAUAGUCCUUGAAUUCUAAGCUAAGGAGAACCAGUGAACGGUCGAGAAUUUACAACAUAAAACAAUAUUUUUCUUUUAAAGUAGAUACCCCAGACCCACAACUGGUUAGUCCAAAUUAAAACCUUUACUGUAUAGGUUAUUGUUGGAGGAGCACCAUGGAGAGUAAUUAUACGAAAGCGACUUUCCACGCUCUCUGUUUUUUUGUUGUUUUUUUAAUAAAAAAAUGGGCUGGUCCACUGCUUCAGCAUUAAACAGAAACUGACCACAUUCCCCCCCCCCCCGUAAACAGUCAGGAGGCAAUGACAGGCAGUUCCGCCUCACAACAUCAAGAACACAGUGUAGGAAAUGCUCAUUCCUUCCAAAGACAAGCUUUGAAAAGGCACAGUUGAGGUGAAAACACUUCACACUUUUCGUCUAUUGCUUCCUGCCUUUCAAACCCCAGGUCCUGGUACCAUCGCUGAGCAGGCCUUGCAACCAGUGAGGUAUCCCCGUUAAAACCAUGCACAGAAACCUCGCGAACCUCCUUUACAUACAUAGGAGCCAGAAUGAUCAACACAUUAAUCGUGGGCCCUCAAGGUAUAGAAGAAGAGAGAACUAAAACCAUGGUCUUGAUGAUGUUAUGUAACGCGGGUUAUCACCUAGCGACGAAUUAAUUAUCAGAUGUGAAGCAGGGUAUCUGUUAAGUUAUGAUUCCAGUAUAUGUUACGUUAUGAUUCCAGUGUCUGUUACGUUGUGAUUCCAGUGUCUGUUACGUUGUGAUUCCAGUGUCUGUUACGUUGUGAUUCCAGUGUCUGUUACGUUGUGAUUCCAGUGUCUGUUACGUUGUGAUUCCAGUGUCUGUUACGUUGUGAUUCCAGUAUCUGUUAAGUUAUGAUUCCAGUGUCUGUUACGUUAUGAUUCCAGUGUCUGUUACGUUGUGAUUCCAGUGUCUGUAAUCGUAAGGUAAUUCCAGAUGGGAAUGGAAUUCAACAUUUUUUGGGAUAUUUUGUGGUCGAUAAGCGCUUUGUACAAAUUCCCCUGAUUUAAUCAUAUGUUUAUUUCUGUCAUUGGUUACUCAACAGCGCAUUAGGUGAUUUUGAAAACUGCUUAUCUAAUCGUUGUGAUGACGACAGACAACACUGGGAGGGGAAAGUGGAUCAGGCACAAACUAUAUGUGGUAACUAUUUCGUUUUAUUUCAUCCGGUUAUAGUGUUGAUGUAGGGUAUUAAUUACUUUUUUUUUUAUUUGUUUAGAAUCAAUCGCAGGCAAUAAUACAUUUUUUACUAGGCGUUGCAGCACAACGGCAAAACAAUAUGUUAAGCACUUUGUUCUAUUGUGAGAAAUUAAUCUCCUAUUUUAAAUGUAUGGCUCGUUCGAACAGUGCCUAACAAAGGACGAUACCAUAGAAAAAUAAAAUAGCAAAAAAAAAAAGCACCCAAAACAAUUCCAAUUACAAUUAAUAAGAUUUAAUUUAGUAAUAAUACAAUAACAAAACAAAAGAAAUAUAAUCAUAAAUAAUCAACUUACAGAGUAUUGGAAAAUCGUGUACCGGUACACAAUUAGUACAAUGUAACAAUUAAUAAUGAUGAAUGCGAAUAAACACAUAUGAGUACACAAAGAAUAUUACACGUCUCGUGAAGUUAAAAAUAUCUAUGAAUCUAUCUGAAUCUCCGAAACCCCUUAUUUAUAUAGUGGGUCUACCGACGCGUCCACAAACGCCUUUGACAUUGUUUACGUUUUUCGUCUAAUCGAGAAAGUUCCACACGAUAAUAGGAGACAAACUAGCCAUGUUUAAUUGGUAGUCGGCAGUAAACACGAGAAAUCAAAGGAGUAAGCCACGCCAAUCUAUGAACGUAGCGUGUGCUAGGAAGCUAAUUUGGGGUCAAGCAAAGUUCACGCACGGGGAAAAGUGUCCUACAUAACAAAUAGAACACAUUGAAUUCACGAUAUCAGUUCAUCAGUGAACGUAGGGGAAAUGAAACACAGAGAAAUGGCGUUGUUGUAGUGGCGCAGGAGCAACACGGCUUAGGUUAAAUGGCAUCGGUGAAAUGGAGGAGGCGAAUCGUCACAGUUCAGUAUUUCUUGAUUAUUAACAUAUUUAUAGUCUAGGAUGAAAAUGUGGCUUGCGUGGUCAAGGGCGAAGUGUAAGGAUAAUGAGACCAACUUACGUUUAAGAUCGAAUGAGGUAUCUAAAAAAUAUGGGGCAUAGCAGUCACUGGUAUAUUGUAUGCGAUUACAAGACCUGAUAGAAUUUUUAUGGAAAAUAACUUAAUAAAAAGAUUUGGUUCGUUGACUUUAUACGGCAUAAGCCAAACUCACAACUUUUAAUUAGUUCCCAUGUCUUUUCCCUGUUUGGAGUGUAUGUUCUACUUCCAUCCAGUUUCUUUCCGUUGGUCUGAUCUUUGUCUUCGUUUGGGAUUUUUGCCGGUUCUUAUUCUUUACUUUCACUUUUAGGCAUAGGUGGGAUAGAGAAUGUAUAUUAUGUACAUUUAAUUUAUAAUUAUUUUAAACUUUUAUUUCCUGUAUUGAUGAAGGCAUUUGGCCGAAACUUUGGAUUUUUUUGCGUGUUGAUCUUAUCAUAAUUAAAACUUCACAUAAAUCGUUUUAUUGAAACAAAUUAAUUGUGUCUCAUUUAUCUACUUAAAAGAUUUAUCGCAGUCGAACACUUUUAAAUCUAAAUAUCUAACACUUAUUUAACAUUGUCUUUCAGAUGGCUGCAGUGUGCUACACCUCUCUGGCCUACUUGUCUUGCUCUCAGCAAUGCUGAGUUUACUUAUUUAAAGAAAUCCAUUACAUCCAUUGUAUCCAUCAAAUCGAUUGAAUAAACAUUAUUAAAAAAAUCCCAUUCUAUAAAUAUUUGCUGUGAAAACGUUCUUUGAAUCAUAUUUAAAAAAUAAUAUAAAACAAAAUCUACUCGAAAAAAACCCACACCUUGAGGUGGC